AUGUGGGCCGCAAGGACAGACCUGCACUUGGGCCAGAAGCUCGUGGAGUUUUUGGUGCUCAACUCGCAGCAGGUCCCGGACUUCCUCCGCCAGCACGCCCCCAAGGACUACGUCCCGGGCAGAGGCCCCGCUGGCGGCGCGGCCGCCGCCGAGGCGCAGCAGGCAGCCCAGCCUCGCUUCGACCUGCGCGACGGAGGCCGGCAGCAGGGGGGAGGCCUGGUGUUCAAGAACCAGCUCCAGGGCACCCCCGCGGAGAGGGCGGCCUGGUGUUCAAGAACCAGCUGCAGGAGGCCGCCACGCAGGCGAGUGCCGUGCUCGCUGCAGGCGGCCCUGCUGGCGCGGUCGGAGCCCCGCCCGAGGCCUGCCUGCGCUGGGCUGGCGCUCCCGGCCCUGGAGGUGCCCGAGGCCGCAGAGCGGCGGGGCGGCCGGCCCGCUCAGCUCGUGGCAGACAUUCCAUUUGCUAAGGUGACUAUGAAGCAGCGGGAGCACACGACGUUCAGGUCUAACAACGUGCGAUUCUUGCAGGAACAGAACAAGGAGGCCACGCGGGCGUUGGACGCCAUGGAGGAGGAGCGCGACGAGGCGGUCCAGGCAGUUUUCAAGUGGGAGCAACAGCGCGAAAAGGUCCAGCGCGAGUACGCUGCGCUGCAGCAGCAGAUGGCCGCGACCGAGGAGAAGUGCAACGCCGCCGCCGCAGAGGUCCACAAGCGGGACGAGCAGAUCCGCGUGCUGACGGAGCAGAACCGUUCGCUCCUGGAGAUGCUGGAGCACGAGGAGAAAGAGAGCAAGGAGAAGCAGCAGCACGUGGACGAGCUGACCCACGAGUCCCAUAGACUCCAGAAGAUAUCCGACCAGUACGACAAGGUCAAGGACACAGGUAACCAGCAGCUCACCGGCGCCUACACAGAGAUCGCAAAGUACGAGGAGGAAAUGCGCAACGCGUCGAUGGAGACGGAGCAGCUGCGGGAGGCCGAGAGGAACUUCCAGGCGCAGGCCAAGAUAGACGUCGAGACCCUGGAGAACAAGCUGAGGGAGUCCAAGGACAAGAACGUGCAGAAGCUGCAGCAGAUUCAGCACAACGAGGUGCACGAGCACCGCCUGCAGGAGGGCAUACAGCGGCUGAAGGAGACGCUCGAGGAGCUGAAGGCGCAGCAGAAAGGGGUGAAGAUGCAGCUGGACAUGGAGUCGGACAGCGCGGAAAAGUGGUCCCACAGCAAGGCCGAGGUCGAGCACCGCAAAGUGAGCUUGCAGAAGAACGUCGAAGCGCUCCGGGAGGCACUGAAGGCUGCUGAAGAGCAGAACGCGGCCAUGCAGGAAGAGAGCAAGCAGGGCGCGGACAACUUCAGGCAGUUAGGAGACAAGGUCUACGCACUGAUGGACCAGCUUCGGCAGCACCAGAUGGAUUUGAAGAAGCAGGAACAGAAUGGCAUCGAAAAGCAGAAGAAGAUCACGCAGUUAGACAAGCGCAGCGCGGAGCUGCAGCAGACACUGCAGCUCGAGGUCGAUGCGAAAUUAGCCGCAGAGUCCGAGGCGCGAGGAGCCGCCCAGAUGCAGGCGCUGCUCCUCAAGAAGAACAAGAUGCUCGAGGAGGCCCACCAGCUGGCGCUCCGGGCGCAGGAGAAGGUGGAGAAGCGCUUGUCAGAGCUGACUGAGAAGGCCCACGCUCUGCAAACACAGAACGACUACCUCGGCACCCGUAUCGACGGUAACGAGGAGGACAAGGGCGCGUUGAGGUACGAGCUGAGGAGGGCCGAGGACGAGAUGCGGCAAGCCAGCACCUACAACCAGCAACUCACCCAACAGCAGCAAGAGGCGAACGACAGGCAGAGCAUCGCGGAGACGGAGAGGGCGGCCCUGAAGGCAGAGUUGGAUUACAUCAAGAGGGAGGACAUGCUCGACGAGUCUGGUCGCACGAAGCCCAUCCUCAUCGAGUCGGAGUCCAAGCUCAUCGAGCGGCUGCAGAUUAACGAGUUCCUCUUCAGCGCCCAGCAGGCGCGCAACCCGGUGCCCAUGCUGGUGGAGAAGGUCUCACACGUCCUGGAGAUGUUGCACACCUCGCAGGCGCAGGCGGACCUCUACCUGCAGGACCUCCAGCGCUCCAACAGCAUGUUGACAGCCCUGCGCCAGAAGAACAUGACGCUCUACGAGAAGGUGCAGCUCUGCGAGACAUGGAAGAUGCGGGCGCUCUUGAAGAUCGCGUCGAACGAGUUCGAGGUCAGGCAAAACGUCAAGGGCGUCAAGAGGGAUGCUGAGCCCAACCACAAGCUCUACCUGGAUGGCCUGCAGUACACCAACAAGGAGUUGGAGGAGCUGAAGAAG
This is a messenger RNA of Prorocentrum cordatum, 2319 nucleotides long. NCBI's taxonomy places the organism in Eukaryota, Dinophyceae, Prorocentrales, Prorocentraceae. The record is from the annotation of a GenBank genome assembly.